Amphimedon queenslandica is the source of this 630-nucleotide messenger RNA. Its product is annotated as probable inactive purple acid phosphatase 27. The transcript has 5 exons. Gene Ontology annotation, molecular function: metal ion binding; acid phosphatase activity. NCBI's taxonomy places the organism in Eukaryota, Metazoa, Porifera, Demospongiae, Haplosclerida, Niphatidae. The record is from RefSeq and is a predicted model, not a curated record. The annotation marks the transcript as partial.
AUGAUUCGCUGGCUGUCCUUACUUCUCUUAGUCUCUGUUGGAUUUUGUCAUCAAUACUUGAGUCCUUUUGACUUUCUCAAGUACGAGAAAGCUGUUGUGAACACAGAUCCUAGUGUGGUUAUCACUGUCACUUGCAAUCAGUUGAAUAAGUCAGGGGAUUGGGUUACAGUUGCUUGGGAUGGUGUAUCUCAUCCAUCAGAUACUGACUGGAUUGGUGUGUAUGCUCCACCAAAUGGAGAGGAGUCCAUCGACCCAUCUAAAAUUGCACCAGUCAAAUAUCAAUAUUGUAAGGAAUCUUCCACUCAUAUGUCUUCUGGUAAAGGUUCUUUUAAGAUUCGUCUGGUCAAUGUGAGGACUCCUUAUGUGUUUGCAUUACUAACAGGAGGUUUUAAUGCUCCUACUCUUGUUGCUACAUCUAAGCAGGUCACAUUCUCCAGUCCCAAUGAGCCACUGCAGCCUCAUCUAGCACUAACCAAUGACCCAACUACCCUAUUAUUGACAUGGAACACUAGAGAUUCUCAGGAGCCAAAGGUCAAGUUUUGGCAAAAUACGACAACUAAUAUAAGGACUGAGGUAGCUACUUCUAAUAAAUACACUAGCAAGGACAUGUGUGGGCCUCCAGCUACUACU